This is a messenger RNA of Bufo gargarizans (Asiatic toad), 2797 nucleotides long. RefSeq names its product zinc finger protein 260-like. Bases 91 to 2223 code for a protein of 710 amino acids. The record is from RefSeq and is a predicted model, not a curated record. Gene Ontology annotation, biological process: negative regulation of transcription by RNA polymerase II. The transcript has 2 exons. Gene Ontology annotation, molecular function: DNA-binding transcription repressor activity, RNA polymerase II-specific. NCBI's taxonomy places the organism in Eukaryota, Metazoa, Chordata, Amphibia, Anura, Bufonidae.
GGCGAUCCCCCGUGUAAGAGUGAGGUGGAGGAGGACAUUCCAGUCCAUGUGACCACAGAAAAUCCCUGUGAGAAGCCUGAAGGAAACAUCAUGUUAUCUCUAGAUUAUAAAGAAGAUGAAGAUACCAGGCAGCGCUCCUCAGAAGAAAACUUAAUUACCUGUACUGUACAUCCAGGACUUCACAAUGCAGAGCCAUCAAAUAAUUCCCCCAAAAUUGAGGAAUUUUCUUAUGACCAAUCACAGAUUAUCAACCCAAGUCCAAAUCUAUCAUAUAAUCACCCUAAACAUGAGGAAUCUUCUACUGAUCAAUCACAGAUUAUUACCCCAAAUAUAGGGCAGAAACAGGGUAAAAGGUUUAAUUGUGAGGAACGUGGAAAACAGUUCAGAUAUAAGUCAGAGCCUUCUGUAAACAUAAGUAGUCACACAGGAGAGAAGCCAUAUUCAUGUUCAGAAUGUGGGAAAUGUUUCAAACACAAAAAAGAUCUUACUACACAUCUCAGAAUUCACACAGGAGAGAAGCCAUAUUCAUGUUCAGAAUGUGGAAAAUGCUUUAACCGAAAAUCAAGCCUUGAUCAACAUAAAGGAAUUCACACAGGAGAGAAGCCAUAUUCAUGUUCAGAAUGUGGGAAAUGCUUUAAACGAAAAUCAAUACUUGAUCAACAUAAAGAAAUCCACACAGGAGAGAAGCGAUAUUCAUGUUCAGAAUGUGGGAAAUGCUUUAACCGAAAAUCAAGCCUUGAUCAACAUAAAGGAAUCCACACAGGAGAGAAGCCGUAUUCAUGUUCAGAAUGUGGGAAAUGUGUUACCAAUAAAUCAAGUCUUGAUUAUCAUAAGAGAAUUCACACAGGAGAGAAGCCAAAUUUAUGUUCAGAGUGUGGGAAAUGUUUUUCAAAAAAAUCAUAUCUGGUUGCUCAUCAGAGAAUUCACACAGGAGAGAAGCCAUAUUCAUGUUCAGAAUGUGGGAAAUGUUUUAACCACAAAUCAAGUCUUGAUCAUCACAAAAGAAUUCACACAGGAGAGAAGCCUUAUUCAUGUUCAGAAUGUCGAAAAUGUUUAAAAAAAAAAACAAAUCUUACUAUACAUCUACGAAUUCACACGAAGGAAAAACCAUUUUCAUGUUCAGAAUGUGGAAAAUGUUUCGCCGAAAAAAAAAAUCUUACUAUGCAUCAACGAAUUCACACAGGAGAAAAACCAUUUUCAUGUUCAGAAUGUGGAAAAUGUUUCACACACAAAAAAGGUCUUACUACACAUCUCGGAAUCCACACAGACGAGAAGCCGUAUUCAUGUUCAGAAUGUGGGAAAUGUGUUACCAAUAAAUCAAGUCUUAAUUAUCAUAAAAGAAUUCACACAGGAGAGAAGCCAUAUUCAUGUUCAGAAUGUGGCAAAUGUUUCACACACAAAAAAGGUCUUACUACACAUCUCAGAAUCCACACAGGAGAGAAGCCGUAUUCAUGUUCAGAAUGUGGGAAAUGUGUUACCAAUAAAUCAAGUCUUAAUUAUCAUAAAAGAAUUCACACAGGAGAGAUGCCAUAUUCAUGUUCAGAAUGUGGGAAAUCUGUUACCAGUAAAUCAAGUCUUGAUUAUCAUAAAAUAAUACACAAAGGAGAGAAGCCAAAUUCAUGUUCAGAGUGUGGUAAAUGUUUUUCAAAAAAAUCAUAUCUGGUUGCUCAUCAGAGAAUUCACACAGGAGAGAAGCCAUAUUCAUGUUCCGAAUGUGGGAAAUGUUUUAACCACAAAUCAAGUCUUGAUCAUCACAAAAGAAUUCACACAGGAGAGAAGCCAUAUUCAUGUUCAGAAUGUGGGAAAUGUUUUAACCACAAAUCAAGUCUUGAUCUUCACAAAAGAAUUCACACAGGAGAGAAGCCUUAUUCAUGUUCAGAAUGUGGAAAAUGUUUCAAAGAAAAAACAAGUCUUACUAUACAUCAACGAAUUCACACAGGAGAAAAACCUUUUUCAUGUUCAGAAUGUGGAAAAUGUUUCGCAGAAAAAAAAAGUCUUACUAAACAUAAACGAAUUCACACAGGAGAAAAACCAUUUUCAUGUUCAGAAUGUGGAAAAUGUUUUAGCCAGAAAUCAACCCUUGAUCAACAUAAGAGAUUACACACAGGAGAGAAGCCGUAUUCAUGUUCAGAAUGUGGGAAAUGUUUUAGACAUAAAUCAAACUUUUUAAAACAUGAGAAAAUUCACAAAGGAGGAAGCCGUAUUCAUGUUCUGAGUGUAUGAAAGGUUUUAUUAAGAAAUCACAUCUUGAUUAGCAUAAAAUAAUUCAUACAGGAGAGAAGCCAUAUUCAUGUUCAGAAUGUGGGAAAAGUUUCACAGAAAAAAAAUAUCUUUCUACACAUUUGAGAAUUCACACAGGAGAGAGAACAUUUUUAUGUUCAGAAUGUGGGAAAUGCUUUGUCAGGAAAUUAAAUCUUAAUCAACAUAAGAGAAUUCACACAGGAGAGAAGCCGUAUUCAUGUUCAGUUUUGAGGUAAAUGUUUUACAGAUAGAUCAUAUCAGGUUGCACAUCAGUGAAUUCACACAGCCAUAUUCACGUUCAGAAUGUGGGAGAUACUAUAACCGAAAAUCCAGGACUUGAUCAACAUAAAAUAAUUCACACAGGAGAGAGGCCUAUAUUCAUGUUCAAAGUGUGGUAAAUGCUUUAACCAGAAAUCAAGUCUUGAUCCACACAAGAUAGUUCACACAGAAGAGAAACCAUUUUCAUGAUCAGAAUGCGGGAGAUGCUUUACCAAGAAAUUUUAGUUUUGAUUGACAUAAGAGAUCCACAUAGAAGAGAAGACAUGUUGAUGUUUUG